GAGGUCUUUUUAGAAAUCGGUGGUAAAUGCGUUAGUCUGCCGGUUGCUCGGCUCAGUAAGGAACAGAGAUGCUGUGCAACAAGAUCGAUCUUGCCUUCGUGCUCGGUUUACUCGCGUUUGUACACGGGAUGCCAGCAGACAGUCAGAGUAACGAGAGGCCUCCGCUGAUUGAGUUCACCAACGGUGGGAUCCGUUUCAAUUUCGCGGGCUACCAUGCUGCAGCCGGUUUAGGAGGUCUUCUAACCGGGUCGAAUACAGGCGGUGGCCUCCACGCCAGCGUAGGGACGCCAUGGGGCGGCCAUGCGGCCGCUGGUUUGGGCGGGACACUGAAUGGCGACAAUGCGAACGCUGGGGGAGGGCUUUACGCAAGAGCAGGGCUUGGGAACGGAAGACACGAAGCCGCGGCCGGAUUAGGCGGCUUGCUGGACGGAAGUGGGAGGUCUGCACCCGUUAGGGGAGGCCUGUACGCCGGUGCCACCACCGGAACCCGUGGACUCGGAUUCACAGCCGGAGAAAUACCCAGAGAUUUGUUCGGCGCUAGACCGAACGAUGGGCCGAGCAAUGGACCAAGCAAUGGGCCUAGUAAUGGGCCUAGUAAUGGACCUAAUGAUGGACCGAGUAGUGGGGCAAACGAUGGAAAAGAUGGAGAAGGGAGUAAUGGGAAAGGGCCGAGCAAGGGUACCUCGCAUAUUCAAAUAAUUUCCCGUUCGGGAAAGGAAAAGAAGAACGAAGUAUCUACGGAAGUUCCGAAACAAGAAGCUGAUUCUUCGACGAGUAAAGAGAUACGUGAAGUAUUGCCCAUCGAGCCGGCGCCUCUCGUUCAAUUAGCCCCUGCUUUACCGAACGAGGCGAACGAAAUCGUACAAGUUGAUGUUGUUCCUCAUCGAGGCAGAUUCUUUCAUAGGAAAAGGUUGAGGGGGUCUAGAACGAAGGUUAUAGAGGAAAAUACGGGAGAGGAUCAGAACAACUUGAAUAUUCAAAAGCGUCAGACAAUUUAUUACUCGGAUAAACCUGAUUCUUCGGACAAAAUUAUGACGAUACCGAGUAAUGGGAACAGUAAUGGUUUCUUCGAUGAUAUUUUUCAGAUACCAAUAUCAACGCUGAACGCUGUAAACCGGUUUUUAAACAACAGUUCUGGUUAAUUUAACUUUCGUGUAAAUGCCCAUUCCCCGUAUUUUUAUAUUUACAAUUAACGAUAAUGAAAUAUAAUUAUUCCAAGAGAAUAAUGGAUGAUAAUUCCUUAAGAAAUUUUCUUAAUAAAAUAUGUUAUAAAUAUAAUUAUUAGUCUUUUUCGAUUUUUAUUCUCGGCAUUUUAAAAAAAUUUAUCAUAAGUCAAUAAUUAGUCGAUAAGUUUUCGUUCAGAAUUUUAUAUUAUUAAUAAUAAACGCUAUUCUUAUCAUCUCUUUACGUUGUACGUAAUAAAUAUGCGUAACAUUUGAUUAAA
This is a messenger RNA of Apis mellifera (honey bee), 1444 nucleotides long. RefSeq names its product class E basic helix-loop-helix protein 22. Lineage: Eukaryota; Metazoa; Arthropoda; Insecta; Hymenoptera; Apidae. The record is from RefSeq and is a predicted model, not a curated record. The transcript is spliced from 7 exons. Bases 69 to 1142 code for a protein of 357 amino acids.